Molecule: messenger RNA, 951 nt
Organism: Quercus robur (English oak)
Lineage: Eukaryota; Viridiplantae; Streptophyta; Magnoliopsida; Fagales; Fagaceae
Product: CASP-like protein 1E1
Exons: 2
Coding region: 127-693 (188 amino acids)
Source: RefSeq, a predicted model, not a curated record
UACUCUCUCCCAAUAUCUUAUUUACAUUGAUGCAGUCUUUCACCCUCUCGUAUAACUCUUUGCCUUUGCUCUACUCUCUUUAUUUUCUUUCUCUUGUAGAACUAGUAGUACAGCAAGCACAACAACAUGGAUGGAGUGAGGAGUGAUGUGAAGGUGGUAGAGAGUCCAAGGAGAGUAAGGGUUUUUGAUGCCUUCCUGAGACUUUUUGCGUUGGCCUUUACACUGGUUGCAGCAGUUGUGGUGGGUGUUAGCAAGGAGACCGAGAUUGUUCCUAUCACUAUUACACCAAGCUUACCCACCUUGCAUCUUCAAUUCACUGCAAAGUGGCAGUAUAUGUCUGCUUUUGUGUACUUCUUGGUAUCAAAUGCCAUAGCAUGUUCAUAUGCAGCAGCAUCUUUGUUAUACUCAUUGGCAGUCAGCUCAAGCUUCAACCAAGAUGCAGUAGUAUUGGUAUUAAGCAUUCUAGACCUUGUCAUAAUGGCACUACUCUUCUCUGCAAAUGGUGCAGCGGCUGCUAUUGGAAUCAUUGGCCGUGACGGGAACUCACACGUGCAAUGGAGAAAGGUGUGUGAUAUGUUUGGUGCCUUUUGUCACCACUUCACUGCUGCCUUAGUUCUGUCCCUGAUUGGUUCUUCCGCCUUUCUUUUGCUUGUGGCCUUUGCUGUUUUGGGACUUCACAAGAAACCAAAAUGAAAAAUAGGGUUGUUGGUAAAUUAAUUAUACGAAGUUAGGUUUGGUGUAAGAAAGCUUGUUAUGUGCUGGUACUUUACUAGUAGUAAAUGUAUGUGCGACUUGGCAUUCAAAAGUUAAAAAAGAAGUAGAAGAAAGGACUAGUAAAUGCUUUUCUGUGUGCUAAUUGAAUUCGAUGCCAAACAGCUGGUAGGUGUGGUUUAUUAAUUGCUACUUCUAUGCAGAACCGGAUAACUAAUAAUGGAGUCUUUUUUAUAUUUA